AAAAAAAAAACACAAAAACCACCAAACGAGGAAAAUCAAAGAAAAAGGGAAAGAACGGUCAAGAACGGUCAGACGAGAUGUUCAGCUUAGUAGAGUCCAUCACCAGUCGAUUCAACCUCACCAACCAUACAAACGCAGAUAGACCGUUGAACACCCAAGUACUCUACUCUUCACUCUCCUCGACUACCAAGAAACUAGCAAACCAACUGUCGACAAGCCUCCAAUCAUCCUCCCAGCAUCUCCACUCCACCCUAGAGUCUCUCGACCAUCUAGACCUAGACCAACUGAUCAUCCAAACACCGGUCGAUUCCACCUAUCAACUCGCCAUAUUCUUAUUACCCUCCUACAACGUCGAGUCGCCAGUCGAUUCGGUACUAGCUCAAUUCCGAGACGCUCUCUUCGACUUCAGAUUAUCCAAGAACUCUCUCGCUGGUCUCAGUUUCGCCGUCAUCGGUAUUGGACACUCUGAUUAUCGAGAUGAGUUUUGCAAACAAGCCAUUGAGCUCGACGAGAUACUGGAAGGAUUAGGCGCCCGAAGGCUGUUACCUCUACAGAAGAUCGAUGUCGCAGUCGAUCCUGAACGCGAUCUCGACCAUUAUUAUCAUUCUAUCAUUCAGAAAACCUUUCAUCCGGCACUCAAAUCUUUCUCCGAGCUACCAACUAUCAAAUCUCAAGAGAUCAAGAAGUAUUCUGCAGAAAAUGAAGAAGAAGAAGAAGAAGAGGAGGAGGAAGAACAAGAUGAUGUUGACAACUCAGAUGACGAAUUUGUAGAUUAUUCCAAUUCAAAGCCACUUUCCAAAGCUGAAAAAGCGCGCCAAAAGUCCAAAAGAUUAUUAAACAAAAAGAUCAAUCAAGGUGAAAAGAAGACCAACGGAACUCAAGAUAUCGAAGACUUAGGAGUAGGAGUACCCCAGAUCGAGAACCUGACCUCAAACUCAAAAGAUGACGCCGAAAACCAGAUGAUUAAGAAAGAUAUGAUUAGUCCUAUGACUCGAAAAAGUCUGACCAAGCAAGGAUAUGCAAUCGUCGGUUCUCAUAGUGCUGUCAAAACUUGUCGUUGGACUAAAGCUUCUCUAAGAGGCAGAGGAUUUUGCUAUAAACAUGCAUUCUACGGUAUCCAAUCCCACCAGUGCAUGGAAGCCACCCCAUCCUUAGCUUGUGCAAACAAAUGUACGUUUUGUUGGAGAUCACAUACCAAUCCGGUCGGAACUUCGUGGAGAUGGAAGACGGAUGAUGCGGAAUUCGUGGUAGAAGAAAGCUUGAAGGAGCACGAUCGAUUGAUUAAACAGUUAGCCGGGAUGCCAGGAGUCCGACCGGACCGAUUUACUGAAGCCCGAACUCCUCGUCAUGCUGCCUUGAGCCUUGUCGGAGAACCGGUCAUGUUCCACUCGUUAUUAGACUUACCGCCGGUUACACAGCUGUACCUCUCGAUCGAUGCGGGGACGAAAGAGUCAUUAAAGUCGAUCGAUCGGCCGCUGCACCGAGAUUUCUGGGAACGAUUCUUGGAGUCGAUCGAUAUCGUCCGCAAGAAAAAGAUCCGGACGGUUUUCCGGCUGACGUUGGUGAAGGGAGAAAACUCGGACGAGAUCAAGGAGUAUGCCGAAUUGAUUCGCCGAGGCCAGCCCGACUUCAUCGAAGUCAAAGGCGUCACCUAUUGCGGAUACCCAGGCUCUUCAAACCUGACGAUCAAAAACUCGCCCUGGCAUAACGAGGUGAUCAAGUUUGUCGAAGACUUGUGCGAAGAGAUCAAUGAUCCUCGCUACCGCGCCUCUUCUCAAAACGGCGAUGCCCAGCAAGCGCCGAUUGCCGAGUACGGCUUGGCUGCUGAACAUGCUCAUUCUUGUUGUGUCUUGGCUGCCCAUCAAAAAUAUUACUUCGACGAUCAAUGGCAUACUUGGAUCGACUAUGACAAGUUUUUUGAAUUGGUGGAGUCGGGACAAACAGAGUUUGAGGGAUUAGAUUAUUGCGAUGUGACGCCCGAGUUUGCGCUUUUUGGGUCUCCUCAAGCUGGCUUCUCGCCCGAAGAUCAACGCUGGUUCCGCAAAAAAACGCUUGCCAAAAACAACCAACUUGAGGAUCCACUUGCAGAUCAGACAGCUCCCUCCUCUGUUGGUGUUGUUGUUGCUCCUGGUCCCGCACAGGAUGUUUAA
Molecule: messenger RNA, 2150 nt
Organism: Puccinia graminis f. sp. tritici CRL 75-36-700-3
Lineage: Eukaryota; Fungi; Basidiomycota; Pucciniomycetes; Pucciniales; Pucciniaceae
Exons: 7
Coding region: 78-2150 (690 amino acids)
Biological process (GO): wybutosine biosynthetic process
Molecular function (GO): FMN binding; 4 iron, 4 sulfur cluster binding; catalytic activity
Source: RefSeq, a predicted model, not a curated record